AUGAAUCCUGAAUACGACUACUUGUUCAAGCUCCUCCUUAUCGGAGACUCUGGAGUUGGAAAGUCUUGCUUGCUUCUACGAUUCGCAGAUGACACAUAUACUGAGAGCUACAUCUCAACGAUCGGUGUAGAUUUCAAAAUCAGAACGAUCGAGUUGGACGGAAAGACCGUCAAGCUACAGAUUUGGGAUACCGCGGGACAGGAACGUUUCCGUACCAUUACAUCCUCCUACUACCGAGGCGCCCACGGUAUCUGUGUCGUUUACGAUGUCACGGAUAUGGAUUCUUUCAACAAUGUCAAGCAGUGGCUGCAAGAGAUUGAUCGAUAUGCCACAGAAGGUGUCAACAAGCUGUUGGUAGGAAAUAAGUCCGAUAUGUCGGACAAGAAGGUUGUUGAAUACACAGUCGCAAAGGAAUUCGCUGAUUCAUUGGGCAUUCCAUUCCUCGAGACUUCCGCAAAGAACGCGAGCAAUGUUGAGCAGGCUUUCUUGACAAUGGCCCGUCAGAUCAAGGAGAGGAUGGGGACAACCACAGCGAACAACAAGCCAACAGUGCAGGUUGGUCAGGGUCAAGGAGUGCAGUCGGGUUCGGCUGGUGGGUGUUGUUAA
Messenger RNA from Glarea lozoyensis ATCC 20868, 606 nucleotides. Its product is annotated as P-loop containing nucleoside triphosphate hydrolase. The transcript has 5 exons. The record is from RefSeq and is a predicted model, not a curated record. NCBI's taxonomy places the organism in Eukaryota, Fungi, Ascomycota, Leotiomycetes, Helotiales, Helotiaceae. The coding region runs from base 1 to 606 and encodes 201 amino acids. Gene Ontology annotation, molecular function: GTP binding; GTPase activity.